Messenger RNA from Solanum verrucosum, 975 nucleotides. RefSeq names its product probable WRKY transcription factor 12. The record is from RefSeq and is a predicted model, not a curated record. NCBI's taxonomy places the organism in Eukaryota, Viridiplantae, Streptophyta, Magnoliopsida, Solanales, Solanaceae. Gene Ontology annotation, molecular function: DNA-binding transcription factor activity; sequence-specific DNA binding. The transcript has 4 exons. Bases 198 to 959 code for a protein of 253 amino acids. Gene Ontology annotation, biological process: regulation of DNA-templated transcription.
UUGAAAAUGAAACCCCACACGGAGUACGAAUACAUGCAAUUCACAAAAUACAUCCCUCAAUAAUUAAUUCACCAUCACAACAUCAUCAACAAGAAGAAGAAGAAGAAGAAGUAGCAAAGAAAGAAAUUGUUGAAAAGAAGCAUCAACAACAAAAGUACUUUGGAAUAUUAUUAGGAAAAAAAAAGUGAGAGGAAUUAAUGGAAAGGGGUAGUGAAGAAAGAAAUCAGUUAAACAAUUACAAUUUACAAGUAUCUUUUUCAUCAUCAUCCUCAGUAGCAGCACCAAAUAAUGUUCAUCAUGAAUUGGGAUUUAUACACUUUGCAGAUCAAAACUUGAGCUUCUUAGCUCCUUCAUCACAAUCUUCUCAGUCUCUUCAAGCUGCUGCUGCCGCCGCCGCCGCCGCCGCCGCCGCCAGCGUAAGUGUUACGCCAUCCGCCGCCAUCAAUACAAACGCUGCUGCGGCUGGCGCGUCCAAUAACGUUGGUGGUGGUGGUGGUGGUCUAGGGUUUAGCCACAAUGAAUUACUUGUCAAUAGACCUUCUUGGAACAACAACGAACAGGUGGAAGCACUAGAUCCCAAGGGUAUAAAUGACGAAAAUUGCAGCGGUAAUGCCAGUGAGGGUAACAAUUCAUGGUGGAAGAAUUCAUCUUCAGACAAAGGAAAAGUGAAGAUAAGAAGAAAGCUAAGAGAACCAAGAUUUUGUUUCCAAACAAGGAGUGACAUUGAUGUUCUUGAUGAUGGAUAUAAAUGGAGAAAAUAUGGUCAGAAAGUUGUCAAGAAUAGCCUUCAUCCCAGGAGUUACUAUCGAUGUACGCAUAGUAAUUGUAGAGUGAAGAAGAGAGUUGAAAGAUUAUCAGAAGAUUGUCGUAUGGUAAUAACUACGUAUGAAGGUAGACAUAACCAUUCUCCUUGUGAUGAUUCUAACUCUUCUGAUCAUGAUUGUUUCACCUCUUUCUAGAAUUAAUAUUAUUAUU